This is a messenger RNA of Mytilus californianus (California mussel), 5064 nucleotides long. Its product is annotated as basement membrane-specific heparan sulfate proteoglycan core protein-like. Gene Ontology annotation, biological process: monoatomic ion transport; cell-cell adhesion. Lineage: Eukaryota; Metazoa; Mollusca; Bivalvia; Mytilida; Mytilidae. Gene Ontology annotation, molecular function: cell adhesion molecule binding; extracellular ligand-gated monoatomic ion channel activity. Gene Ontology annotation, cellular component: membrane; cell-cell junction. Bases 177 to 4766 code for a protein of 1529 amino acids. The record is from RefSeq and is a predicted model, not a curated record. The transcript is spliced from 18 exons.
AAUUAACACUCGUUAGUGUGUGACAUCACAAAAGAAGCAGAACCUGUUUUUAUAGUGAGUGGGAAGUCACUUACAUGUCAGUACAAACUCGGGUGUUCCACUUCAAAGCUCCUCACUUUUACACAAUCUCGUCAACUGGAAGGUUCUCUGCUCAAAGGGUCACUGACUAGUCAAAGAUGGAUUCCACAGUAUCCGGAUUUGCCCCUCGGGCUAGCCGCUAUUUCAUCAUAAUUUCAAUGUUCAUAAUACAAGCAGCAGCUCAAAUUCCACCAGGUGCACCAUCGAUUACCGGUCCACAAGUUAUUAUAAAAGAUGAUCAGGUUACUCUGACCUGUACAGUAAUUGGUGGUUCCCCUACACCAACGGUUAAAUGGUUAAGAGACGACACAGUGAUCGAUGAUUCGUCAACCACUUCCGGAAAUCAAGUAGUUAACACGUAUUCGUUUACAGCUUCUAGUCGGGAACAUUUGGAAGUGUUCGAAUGUCAGUCUGAAAAUGGUGUUUUACAGAAUCCUCUAUCCAGAACUAAAUUCGUCGAGGUGUACAGACCACCGAUCACGCCAGUUUUAGUAGGUCCAACCGAUAUACAACCAGGAACAUUGACAACAUGGACUUGUACUUCAGAGGGAGGCUACCCUUUGCAGACAAUGGCAAUGAGGAUUGGAAAUUCUGUAUUUAGUACCGAACUUACCACAAACUCGGCAUUAGUUAGCGAGUCCUAUACCGUAACUGGAACCCUUUCAUGGGCCCCAACAACCGCGAAUAAUGGGCAGACAUUGUUUUGUGAUGUGUACCACCCAGAAACAUUAGGACAAAACAACCCACAGACAGUUAGCAAGCUACUUACCGUAAAAUCUCCAUUGGCAGUCAAUGCACCAAGAACUCUGUACGAACCUACAACCGGUCAGACUAUUACCUUGACAUGUCAGGUGACAUCUGGAACGGCCACAUCAAUCACAUGGUACAAAGACAACCAACUAUUAAACCUUGCUGCUAAUUCAAGAUUAUCUGGCGCCAGUCCUGGAGCACCUUCAAUGACAAUCAGCAACGUACAAACAAGUGAUACUGGCAAUUACAUAUGUUCAGCAACCGAUGGAUCUGCAACGAGAAACACAAGUACCAUUACUGUAUCACCAAGAGCAACUCCAACACAGCCAACCCUGGUUGGUCCAACGUCAAUGACAGCCGGCUCUACUGGUACCUGGACGUGUACUUCUAUCGGAGGCUUUCCUCUCCAAACCAUGUCUAUGAGAAUUAACAAUGUGGUUGUCAACAGUAAUGAACUUUCCAUAAACUCCCAAUAUAAUUCAAACUUGAGGACCUACACAGUAGUGGGAACACUGAACAAGGCACUUAAUAUGGGAAACAAUGGACAGACGCUCUUCUGUGACGUAACACACCCACAAACACUGCAAUCUCCACAGACAGUCAGCUUACCAUUAACAGUUAGAUCUCCAUUGGCGGUAAAUGCACCAAGGACUUUAUAUGAUCCUACAACUGGACAGACCAUUGAACUAACAUGUAGAGUCACUUCCGGUACUGCUACUGGAAUUAGUUGGUACAAGAACAAUCAGCUAGUUGUACUAGCUUUUAAUAAUCGCUAUUCUGGUGGAAGUGCCCAGUCUCCUUCCCUGACCAUCAGUAACGUACAACUAAGUGAUGCCGGCAAUUACAUAUGUUCAGCAACAGACGGUAGUGUUACUAGAAAUACAAGUACCAUCACUGUAUCGCCCAAAGCAACCCCAACACAGCCAACACUGAAUGGUCCAUCAUCUCUGCUAUCAGGAUCAACUGGUACCUGGACAUGUACUUCUAUCGGAGGGUUUCCUCUCCAAACCAUGUCUAUGAGAAUAAAUAACCAGGUUUUCGCCAGUAACUUUCUUUCGAUAAACUCCCAGUAUGAUACCAACUCGAGAUCCUACAGAGUUGUAGGGACACUAAAUUGGGCACCAAAUAUGGGACAUAAUGGGCAGACGAUGUAUUGUGAUGUUACCCAUCCUCAAACUCUUACUAGUCCCCAGACUGUCAGCUUACCGUUGACAGUAAGAUCUCCAUUGGCAGUAAACGCACCCAAGACCUUAUACGAUCCUUCCACUGGACAGACCAUUGAACUUACAUGUGUGGUCACUUCCGGUUCUGCUACUGGGAUUACUUGGUACAAGAACAAUCAACCUGUUAUAAUAUCUUUUAAUAAUCGAUAUUCUGCUGGAAGUGUCCAGACGCCUUCUUUGACCAUCAGCAACGUACAACUUAGUGAUGCCGGCAAUUACGUAUGUUCAGCAACAGAUGGCAGUGUAACUGUCAACACAAACACUAUCACUGUAUCGCCCAAAGCAACCCCAACACAGCCAACACUGACCGGGUCAACAUCAUUGCUAUCAGGAACAACUGGUACUUGGACAUGUACAUCUAUUGGAGGGUUUCCUCUCCAAACCAUGUCUAUGAGAAUAAAUAACCAAGUUUUCACCAGUAACUAUCUUUCUGUUACCUCCCAGUAUGAUACUAACGCAAGGUCAUACAGAGUUGUAGGGACACUAAAUUGGGCACCAAACAUGGGACAUAAUGGGCAGACGAUGUAUUGUGAUGUCACCCAUCCACAAACUCUUAAUAGUCCCCAGACUGUCAGCUUACCAUUGACAGUUCGAUCUCCACUGGCUGUAAACGCACCAAAGACCUUAUACGAUCCUUCAACUGGACAGACAGCCGAACUAACAUGUGAGGUCACUUCCGGUACUGCUACUGGGAUUAGUUGGUACAAGAACAAUCAGCCUGUUGUAAUAUCGUUUAAUAAUCAAUAUUCUGGUGGAAGUGUUCAGACUCCUUCCUUGACCAUCAGCAACGUACAACUAAGUGAUGCCGGCAAUUACAUAUGUUCAGCAACAGACGGUAGUGUUACUAGAAAUGCAAGUACCAUUACUGUAUCGCCUAAAGCAACCCCAACACAGCCAACACUGACUGGGUCAACAUCACUGAUAUCAGGAACAACUGGUACCUGGACAUGUACUUCUAUCGGAGGAUUUCCUCUCCAAACCAUGUCUAUGAGAAUAAAUAACGUGAAUGUCGGCAGUAACGAGCUCUCAAUAAACUCCCAAUAUAAUUCCAAUACAAGAUCCUACACGGUAGUAGGGACACUGAACAAGGCACUUAACAUGGGACAUAAUGGGCAGACGAUAUACUGCGAUGUCUCCCAUCCACAAACUCUUAAUAGUCCCCAGACUGUCAGUUUACCAUUGACAGUUCGAUCUCCACUGGCAGUAAAUGCACCACAGAAUCUGUAUGAGCCAACAACUGGACAAACCGUCAUACUGCAAUGUCGUGUAACAGCCGGAACAGCUACAGGAAUCACAUGGUACAAAAACGGCCAGAUGGUUAUUAAGGCUUCCGACUUCCGGUUAUCUGGUGCCGUUCCUAGUUCUCCUUCAUUAACCAUCAGUAACGUACGCUUAUCUGACACUGGCAAUUAUAUCUGUUCAGCAACAGACGGUAGCGUUACUAGAAACACCAGCACCAUCACUGUUACUGCCAAAGCAACUCCAUCACAACCAACAUUGACCGGCCCAACAGCACUGACAUCCGGAACACCUGGUACCUGGACAUGUACUUCUAUUGGUGCCUUUCCUGCACAAUCUAUGUCUAUGAGAAUUGGUAACCAGGUUUUCAGUGCCGAACUUUCGGUUAAUACUCAAUUUGAUUCCAACGCGAGGUCAUAUACAGCAGUGGGUACACUUAACUGGUCACCAACUAUGAUAAAUAAUGGACAAACUAUCUUCUGUGAUGUUACUCACCCGGACACACUAAAUGGUCCACAGACAGUCAGCCUACCAUUGACCGUUAGAUCUCCAUUGGCGGUAAAUGCACCUACAACAUUCUAUAAUCCAAUGGAGGAUGAAUCUGUAACUUUAACUUGUAUCGUCACUUCUGGAACUGCUACAGGAAUUAAAUGGUACAAAAAUACAGCCCAGAUUAAUAUUGCUGCUAAUCCUAGAAUUUCUGGUUCUAUGGCCAACUCUCCUUCCAUUACAAUCACUGAUAUAGUACUUGCCGAUGGUGGUAGUUAUGUAUGUGAGGCCACAGAUGGGUUUGCUACAGUCAGCACAAAUACAAUUACUGUAACUGUCAGAGAAAAACCUUGGUUGGAAUACGAUAUCAUUACAUAUGUCCUUGAUGGCUACAACAAACUUGUCCGUCCAGUAGAUCCAGUCAACAACCUCACACACUCUCUAAUCCCACAGCAGAUCUUUGAAUUUGAUGGUAAGAAACUUGUACUUCAGUCUCAGCAGUGUAUGAAUUGGAAUGACCCCAGACUGACCUGGCCAAAGGGACAACCCAGAAUUAGUCUUCCAUCAUCUGAAAUCUGGAUACCAGACAUUGUUCUUCUUGGACACAAAUAUGAACCCGACUUCCAUACCAAAGUAAUUGUAAUGAAAAAUGGUGAUGUCACAUAUUGCCCCCAGGGACCACUCAUUUCAACUGACUGUCAAGAAAAGUCUGGAGAAGUAUACGAGUGCACCUUUAAGUUUUUAUCAUGGUCAUACGACAAGGUCAUGUUAGACAAGUAUUUCCCAGGAUUCGCCUCCAGACCUUCUAUUGAUAUGUCCAUCUACUAUGAACAUGAUGAUUAUGAGAUCGUUAGUAGAUGUGCCGUUCGACGUGAAAUGACAUACCCUUGCAGAGACGGAACAUACCCAGAAUUGACAUACUCAUUUGUACUCAGGCGUCGUAGAUCGUUCUGUAGAAACCUCAAUCAAAGUCCAACUUGUAAUUGAAAGCGCCUUGACAUAAACAUUGAUGACCAGCAAAUGUCAUUCAUAACCAUUCGUAAUGAAAUGCCACCAUAAUUUGAUGUGAAUGCUCAUUGAACUGUAAAAAUGAACUAACUUUUUGUUGUUAAACAUUGCAUCAUAUAUUUGAAAUUAAUUUAAUUAUAUUUUUAGCUUAUGGCUAUUCCCUAUACAUGUUAUUUUAAUUCAAUUUUUAACUUUAGUUUAUAUAUCUUCUAAAGUGAUAUGUUUUUGAAAUUGAGAACUUAGGUUAUAAAGUUGUCAAAUAAAAUCCUCAAGGAAA